Molecule: messenger RNA, 666 nt
Organism: Babesia bigemina
Lineage: Eukaryota; Apicomplexa; Aconoidasida; Piroplasmida; Babesiidae
Exons: 5
Coding region: 1-666 (221 amino acids)
Source: RefSeq, a predicted model, not a curated record
AUGGGUGUGCUUGCGCCGCUGCUGAUGAUCGCUAUGGCCGGUACGGCCUGCGGCCGCCGGGACAACUCGCUCACAAGUGUGCUCGUCCGAUACAUCGCCGAACGCUCCGCAUACAAGAAAGGUGACCAGGAGUACGCGCGCAUCACGCAGGCGCCUAUGGUGAAGAUGCACCUCCGCAAGGUGUUCCUGCCGUCAACCAUGCACGCGGCGAUGAAGGACGACAUGGCCGAGAAACUUGUUGAACGUAAGGAAACGCAGAACUCACACCAGAGUCAUCGAAAAUCAGGGGCCGGAGAAGUGGACCGUGACAACGAAUUCGCCAGGAAAGAAAUCACGGAGUCGCUGGGCGCCGUUGACGAGCUGGAGCGGCUGGCGGGCGAGCCUGUGAACAAGAUGGUGGCGCAUAAUUUCCAUGAGCAAGAGUUCAAGGCCACCUUUGCCGGAGCACAUCAGAGGCCGCAGAACGUCGCAGGGAUCAUGCAGCAAUCAACUGGUCUAUCGGACUACGCCGUGCUGCCGGCACGGCCAGUCAACGAAGCCCCUCAACCGUACACCUUGCUGGAGCGUCGUAAGCGGAAGUCAUCCGAACUGGUUGACCAAGACGCCGAGCGUCUACACGUUCCGCUGUUCGCGGAGCGCGGUGAUGAGAGGGUCGCAACGGCCUGA